This is a messenger RNA of Poeciliopsis prolifica (blackstripe livebearer), 2967 nucleotides long. RefSeq names its product collectin sub-family member 10 (C-type lectin) (gene colec10). The record is from RefSeq and is a predicted model, not a curated record. NCBI's taxonomy places the organism in Eukaryota, Metazoa, Chordata, Actinopteri, Cyprinodontiformes, Poeciliidae. The transcript has 7 exons. Bases 161 to 1003 code for a protein of 280 amino acids.
GUGCUUCUGCUUGUUCUAUAGAAGAACUAAAACUUCUUCUCUGCAGUAGGAGGUAUUUUUUUCUAACAUACCUUCUCAACCAGGACACAAUACUGCCUUCUGGCUGUUACAACAAACCAAAUAAUCAGGAUCAUCUUCACUAAUCUGGAGUAGUUUGGAGAUGUCUCGUCUACUUAGACUCUUCGUGUUUCUUUCUGGUUUCUGCUACAUUUUUGCUUCUCCAGAGGUCUGCACCAACUCCCUCAUACCCGGAGCUAAAGGAGAUCAAGGUGAUGCUGGAGAGCAGGGGGAAGAGGGAAAGCUUGGGAAGAAUGGACCACCCGGAUUGGCAGGUGUGCCAGGUGAACCAGGUCAUAAAGGAGAAGUAGGUCCCACAGGAAAAAUGGGCCCGAUUGGAGAGAAAGGUGACAAAGGUCCUAAAGGUUUUGAUGGACCAGCUGGGCUCAAAGGACAAACCGGUGCAACGUGUGACUGUGGGAGGUACAGGAAGGUGGUUGGACAGCUGGAUGAGAAUUUAGGGAAGCUGAGGAACACUGUUAAGUUUGUGAAGAGCGUUGUGCUGGGCUUGAAGGAGACAGAGGACAGAUAUUACCUGCUUGUGAAGGAGCCCAAGAAGUUCAGAGAGGCUUCUAUGAACUGCAAGUUAAGGGGAGGCACGCUGGCUAUGCCAAAAACUAACAACAUCAACCGGCUCAUGGCAGACUACAUCAGUCAGGCAGGGCUGACGAGGGUUUAUGUGGGAGUGCAAACUCGGAGCAAAGACACGGAUGGAACUGGAAGUUAUAUUUAUGCAGACGCCACCCCUCUGCAGGAGUUUGCAGUGUGGAGCCAGGAAGAGCAGCUAUAUUCCACAUUAUCUCCAGCCACCAACUUGAGCUGCGUGGAGCUGCUCAACACUGGGACAUGGAAUAAAGUGGAGUGUGAAACUGCCCUGUUCUUCAUCUGCGAGUUCCCAAGGAGCAGGAGAAGAGGGAGAGGAGGAACGGCUGCUUCCGCUUCAUAAUGACAUUUAAAAUUAAGGAAUACCAAUAUAACUGGUUUGCUGUUUUUGUCCACACAGAAAGUGGCAGCAAAGAGUUGCCCUUGCUUAAGCGGGAUUGAAAGAAGAGCUGAGACAAAUUCAGUCACUUUUAAUAACAUCAUCUGAAAUAUGCAACUCAACAAAACAUUUACUUUAUUGUUAUACAGGAAAAUAUGCAUUCCAUAUCAUGAUUUCUUCUUAAAUGUCAUAUUUGUUAAUAGUUUUUAGUGGUAUCAUCAUGUUUUAAUUGUCUGUAAUUUGCAUUAUGUCUGGCAUCAAAAAAUAAGGGAUACAUUUAAUACAAACAUGGGUUGCCUUUCAACUAACUUUACUCAUACACUGCUUCAUUCAAGAGCUGCUGUAUCCUGUUUAGGCUCCUGAGGGAUAGCACAGAGGUUGGUCUUUAUUUCUACUUUAAAAUCAAGUUUAACAGUAAAGCACAAGACAACUGAGUUCAACAUAUGCAAGCGGAAAAAGACAGUCUGUCAAAACAACCUUAUCCAAAAAGAAAACACAAAACUAGUUUAUCAAGUUUCAACACCUGACCCAUAACAUCUGUUGUUGGUUGAUGAUGGCCAGGGGCUUACAAAACCUAAGCAGCAUUCUGCUUCAACCGAGAUUUUUACAGCAAGAUCUGGACAAGUCUGACACACAUCAAUUCUUGCCAGAAUUGAUGGCAAGAUUUUAUCUCCUUCUGGGUUUUACUUUGCAACGUACAGAUUCAUGCAUUUUAAUAAUGAUAGAUUCACAUGAGUUGCAUGAGGAAUCUGUGCUUUUAAAUAAGUGUCAUUAUAGAUCUUUGGAACCUAAAUAAUUGUAGGCAAAUAAAUAAAGCAGAGCCACUGUUUGACUUUAUUAAGGUGUCAAUAAAGUUUUACUCAGUAUUCUGUGAUUUUCUAUUUCACAGAAAUGGAAAAUUUCUGUGAAAUUUGUGUCACACAAAGACCCAUUGUUUUAAGAGCAAAUAAUUGCAAUGCUCAAAACAACAGAAAGACCUUUGUUGCUCAAGACGUACCAACGCUAACGUGAAGAUUUUCCUAAGCACUACUCGAAUUUUAUUUCAAAUCAUGUGCUUUGGUGGCUGAGAUGAAACAAAGAUUAAACCUUUCAGCAAGGAACUCUCUGGAGGGCCGGAAAGUACUAAUAUAAGUAAAAACACAAAUUUGAAAAUGGUGAUGGCUCUUUGAUGCUGUGGGUAUUUCUCCUCUAUAGCUCUGGAAAUAUGAUCAAUGUUUUCAUCAAUGCUUUAAAAUGUCAGGGUAAGCAAGUAAAAAAUCUUCUGUCAGAAAACUAGUACUGCGAUUGCUUGCUUAAACAUUUUAUUUGUCAGGUGAAUAAUAGCCUUCUUUUAAAGGCUUCAUUUGCUCACUUCACCUUGCAAAGAUUCUUUAGUCCUAUGAGGUUGAGGGCAUAGCUUUUGUUGACAUUUCUCUUCAAGUAGCCCCAUAAAUUUGACUAAAUUCUGUACAACGGGAACCCCGUUCCCAAAUAGCACCAAUUUACCAAACAUAUUGCAGCUCUUUUAGUUUCUGACAGCCUGUUGACAGCCUUCCUGAUCAUUUUCCAUUGUGUUUUUUUGUUUUUUAUUUUCGUUGGCUUCUUAGUUGUAGAGAAAUUUCAAUUUUAAUAAUGAACAGAUGACUACCUUAACUGCUGUAAUGUUCUUUGUGCCAAACUCCUGACUGAUACCUUUGUACAGUAUAAUGAUUCUAACUUUUGGUCAACUCUAUUCCUUCUACAGGCUAACUAGGAGUUUGAAUUAAUUUGAAUAGGUUUCCACACGAAAAACGAGCCGUGUCCUUUCAGAGGUUAUAUCAACACUGUCUCACAUAACCUAGAUAAUCAUUAACUGUGACUUUAGAUAGAAAGCUGCUAUUCUCAACAGUACUCCCCCCAUUUAAAAAAAAAAGAAAACAUACAAUGAAUUUAAAAAAAGAUCAUUCUUG